Molecule: messenger RNA, 1053 nt
Organism: Pestalotiopsis fici W106-1
Lineage: Eukaryota; Fungi; Ascomycota; Sordariomycetes; Amphisphaeriales; Sporocadaceae
Exons: 4
Coding region: 1-1053 (350 amino acids)
Molecular function (GO): dioxygenase activity
Source: RefSeq, a predicted model, not a curated record
AUGCCGAAGUCCCAAGCCCCGAUCCCCGUUGUAGACUUUGGCGCCUUCUCCACCAGCGAUCCCGCGGCCCGCUCCCGCAUCGCGGCGGAGCUGACGUCGGCGUGCCGGCAUGUGGGCUUUGUAUACGUCCGGAACCACGGGAUACCGGCCGCACUGCUCGAGGAGGCAUUUUCCUGGUCGCAACGACUCUUUGAUCUGCCUCGGGAGCAGAAAAUGCUCGCGCCACACCCGCCAGGCCCAGACGUCCAUCGCGGCUACUCGUGGCCUGGCUUGGAAAAGGUUUCACAGUAUAUCCAUGCUGCUGGCGACGGAAAUGACGCCGAGGCCCAGAGAGUGGGGAAGGAAUUGAGAAAAGUCGAGGACUGCAAAGAAAGCUACGAAAUCGGUAGCGAAACCUUUGCGCGCCAGCCCAAUGUUUGGCUACCUGAGAACGUCUUGCCUGGCUUCCGUACCUUCAUGACGUCCUUUUAUUGGCGCUGCUUCGAGACGGGCCAACAGCUUCUGCGGGCGCUGGCCAUUGGGCUUGGUAUUGACGACGAGGACUUCUUCCUCAAGUUCCACAGUGGCGAAAAUGCGCAAUUGCGUUUGCUUCAUUACCCGCCCAUUGAGACGGAGAGGCUGGAGAGCAAUGCUGUAGCGCGCAUGCCCGCACAUUCAGAUUGGGGUACCAUCACCAUGCUCUUCCAAGACGAGUGUGGCGGUCUCCAAGUUGAAGACCCCAAUCAUCCAGGUCACUUUGUCGACGUCAUCCCACUCGAGGGCACGCUCGUCAUGAACGUGGGUGAUCUCCUUAUGAGAUGGAGCAACGAUUACCUCAGAUCGACACUCCACCGCGUAACAGUCCCGCGCAAGACGGCUUCAGGUAUCGAGGACGGCAAAUCGCAUGCCAUGAUGAGGGCCCGAUACUCGAUACCAUACUUUGUGUCCCCCGACUCGGCGGCCGUCAUCGAGUGUCUUCCGCAGUGCGCCGGUGAGCCUCAUCCUCCUAGAUACGAGCCGAUUGUGCAAGACGACUAUCAACGGAUGCGUGCAAAAACACAAUACGCAUCAUAG